AUGGCAAACUUCAAGGGCCAUGCUCUCCCAGGGAGUUUCUUCCUGUUAGUUGGACUGUGGUGGUCGGUGAAGUACCCACUGAAGUACUUUCACCAAAAGGGGAAGAACUGCCAGCUGAACCGUAAUUAUUCACGUAUCGAGAUAAUUGAAGCAGCAGUCAGGACUUUGUUUCCAGUCAUUGGGAUCCUGGCAGAGCAGCUUGUUCCAGAUGGGCCCCAGUUCCACUUGUACUCAGAAGAUCAAUGGGUGAAGAUGAUGAACUGGCAGCACAGCACCAUGUACCUGUUCUUUGCAGCCUCAGGAAUCACUGAUAUGCUCACCUAUCUCGUCACCUACAUUCCCCUGGGGGUGGACAGAUUGAUGAUGGCCGUGGCAGCAUUCGCUGAAGGUUUUCUCUUCUACUACCACGUUCAUAACCGACCACCGCUGGACCAGCACAUCCACUCCCUCCUGCUGUUCGCUGUGUUUGGUGGGGCCAUCAGUACCUUCCUAGAGGUGAUCCUUCGGGACAAUAUUGUGCUGGAACUUUUCCGGACCAGUCUCGUUAUUCUUCAGGGCACCUGGUUCUGGCAGAUUGGGUUUGUGCUGUUCCCGCCUUUUGGAACGCCUGAAUGGGACCAGAAAGAUCAUGAAAAUAUCAUGUUCAUCACCAUGUGUUACUCCUGGCACUACCUGGUUGCUGUCUGCAUUGUGGCCAUCAACUACUCGCUCGUUUACUGCCUUCUGACUCGGCUGAAGAGACACAGAGACGGAGAAACCAUUGGGAUCCAGCAGCUGAAGUCCUGUCACACUUACCACACUGCCCUCCUGAACGGCUCCGAUGAGGAAUGAGAUGAGGGCAUCAGCGGGGGUGAUGCCAAACUGCCUGUGUGGGCGUGUACCCUGCAGACAGACAGCAAGCUUCGUUUGUGUCCCAGUGUGAAGAGAGAUCAGACUCUUGGCGUUUUAGAGCAGGAAAUGGCCUCAUGGAUGAACUCAGGGUAUGAAUCCAGCAGCAGAAUUUACUGCUUCUGGUAACUUCCUUCUCUCAAGAAGCAAGUACUUUCUUAUCAGAAAGACAUUAGAAUGUUAAAAGUGAAUGACAGUACUUUCAUUUUAUAGAUAAAAUUCUAACUUACUAUUUUUAAAAGUGGAAUAAUUCACAAGCUUUGGUAUUUUAAAUAUUACUUGCUAAACAUGUCUGAACUAAUCAUCAUAAUUAUAAUAUACCAAAGGACUGCACUACCAUUGUUGAUAAGUCAUGAAAUCAGGCUGAGGGUGACUGUUUAAAGUCAGCUGAGCUGGAACUCAGAUGUUCUGACUCCCCCAAGGUGCCCCAGUGGAGGAUGCUGACAGGAGUGUGUUAAUGAGGAGAGAGAAAACUGUCAGGUUAUGAAGACCUUGACUCUGAUACAGAUGAUGGACAUACAGCAGGAAUCCUGGACAUGUGAUACAAAGUCUUGACACUGUAGUCUUGGCUCUGGAUCUGUUCUUUUUUUUUUUUGUUAACCUCCUUCAACAAACGUUUAUUAAACAUCCCCUCUGC
This is a messenger RNA of Trichechus manatus latirostris (Florida manatee), 1525 nucleotides long. It is a transcript of the gene TMEM45B, whose product is annotated as transmembrane protein 45B. The record is from RefSeq and is a predicted model, not a curated record. Lineage: Eukaryota; Metazoa; Chordata; Mammalia; Sirenia; Trichechidae. Bases 1 to 831 code for a protein of 276 amino acids. The transcript is spliced from 5 exons.